CCACCACCAUCACCAUUCACCACCACCACCAUCACCAUUCACCACCACCACCAUCACCAUUCACCACCACCACCAUCACCAUUCACCACCACCACCAUCACCAUUCACCACCACGCAGUCUCCUGGCACGUGGUUCCUCACCAAGAUGGGCUCCAUCCUGGUCAAGAUGUUUCUGCCCACGAUCAGCGGCCUCGCGUUCCUGCCCACCGUCAGCAUCGCCGCCAAGCGCCGCUUCCACAUCGAGGCCAUGGUCUACUUCUUCACCAUGUUCUUCAUCACGUGCUACCACGUCUGCGACGGACUGGGCUUCCUCUCCAUAUGCAUCAUGCGCUCCGAGCUGCUCGAGUACUUCAGCGUGUACGGCAUCGCGCUCUCCAUCUGGGUCACGCUCAUUGCCCUAGGAGAAUUCGAGGAGCCGCAGCGGCUCGCCGUGGUGAUGGCGGGCGUGCUGGGCAUCGCCGUGCGCGUCAGCGAGGACAGCUGGGGCACGGGCGUCUACGCGGGGCCCAUCGUGGCCGCCCUGCUGCUGCUGGCACUCAAACACACGAGGAAGAUGAUCGAGCUGAGGGCGUUCCUCCCUUCCCGCAAGGUCUACACGCACCACCUGGGCCCGGGGAUCUGCUUCCUCGUGCUCGCCUUCACUCUGCGCUUCUAUUUCCAGGAGUGGGACUACCCGUACGUGCACAGCUUCUUCCACUGCUGCCUGUCUGCGGCGUGCGUCAUCCUGCUGCCGCGCACCAGCAGUAGCAGCGUCGCGCAGGGCAACCAGCAGCCGGACAAGUUGAGCUGCUACACGCUCUGCUGCUGCGUGUGACGGGGCCGCGCGCGCGCCGCCGCCCUCGCUGGGGAGCAGUGGCGCAGCGGUUACUCACAAACUAGACUGUGAACUUCUUUUUAGAUCAGGCAAAGCUCUCCGUGCAGCUCUUUGUCGGUGAGCGACCUGGCUAUCGCCGAUGAUAGCUCAACGACGUGGGAUUAUCACCGUGUUGGACAUUUAUAGCGGACAAACACUCUCCGAACGCCUGAUGUUGAUUCUAAAUGUGGAGUGAAAAAAAACCGGAGGACCCGGAGAUAAAAUCCACGCGGUCACGGGGAGAGAGACACUCAGACUCCACAUAUACAGCAGCAGGCGUCAGGGUCGGUAUCGAACCCACGACCUCCUGCGCACCAGGCGAGGUAGUUAGCAUCUCCAAGCCACCGUGAUGAUGAGAGACACGCAAACUCCACAUAUAUAGCAGGCGUCAGGGUCGGGAUCGAACCCACGACCUCCUGCGCACCAGGCGAGGUAGUUAACAUCUCCUAGUCACCGUGAUGAUGAGAGAGAGACACGCAGACUCCACAUAUACAGCAGGCGUCAGGGUCGGGAUCGAACCCACGACCUCUUGCGCACCAGGUGAGGUAGUUAACAUCUCCAAGCCACCGCGUGACCCGAGUUCGAUUUCCGCCAACACCGGUGACGAAUAUCUGAACCGGUCCUGGGCAUCCCCUAGAUCGAAUCAGCCUCAAAUAAACACCUGGUGCGUUGUGUAAACAUCGCCACUGGGGAGACAAAGCAACGGUAAUGUCACCACGGCGCUUGUGCCAUGCUAGGUGCAUGUUGAGGCCACGUGAAGUGUAGAAGGCUUCCUGCUGGUAGGAGGUCAUAGGACAGACCCAGGUGCCAUGGGUUGACUGAGACGACAAACAGAAGCACCUACUGUGCUCCCCCACUGUGCCAACCUGCUGCGUUUUAGCCGCUUGGUACUCCGCUCAUUGUUGUGAGUCGCGCCCUUCACGAGCCUCCUCCAUAGAGGCCGAUCUUGACACCGCUGGUACCAGUCAUCGGCAAGUCCACUCAGUUCCAUAUCCUCUUGUGCCACAUCAGCCCAUCUGAUAUGUGCCGUGUCCGUUUUGCUCCUUAUAUCCAGCCAAACAGAAGCUCCAUGAACAUGCGGUGACCGCAGGAACUCACCAAUAGGACUGCGUCCAGAUCUUUCAAGGGUCUGUGAGCUCCUCACACAAUCCAGUCGAUUAAACCUAGGAUGGGUCGUAAGCAGGUCAGCCUAAAUGUUUCAAACCGGCACAGAUGUUCCUUUAAAGGGCUCCACCGUUCACAAGUAUAGAACAAGGGAGGGCAUACGUGUGGUCGAGAAGACCCGGAGUUUCAAAUGGAGCGACAGGCCUGGUAGUUUCCACUGCUCCACUGAUUUGGAGUGAGACCUCUGCUACCCAAACGCAGCUCAUCAUCAGCGCGCUCCCCAGCUACAGAAACUGGUCAACGUUGUCAACAACUGCCCCACCGCUCACGGUGAAUGGAGAAGUGAAGUUUUUUAUGAUAUAAAAUUCUCAGGCAGGUGCUUUGUGUUUGUUAGGCUGAUGCCAUCCCCCCCCCCCCCCCCCCCCAUCGCUUACCAUCACACUGCUGGGUCAGCAGCAGCAGCAGCAGCAGCAGCAGCAGCAGCAGCAGCAGCAGCAGCAGCAGCAGCAGCAGCAGCAGCAGCAGCAGCAGCAGCAGCAGCAGCAGCAGCAGCAGCAGCAGCAGCAGCAGGGUCGAACAACUACUUCUCAGACUGAGCAGAAAUGACCGGAUAAUCAUAUGAAAAAAUAAGAAUAGGUUUUAAACUUUCUGCCAAUUAAACAGGAGUUGUGUUAAGAUGUUAAAACACCAAAUCAAGUACUGCAUUAACCACACACGGUACAUGUGGUGAACACGCAACACAAGUUAUUUGAGUCUUUCGGUAAAGCCACGUAGAAAAAAGUGUAUUAUUUUAGAUAGAAAAAUAAUAUAAAUAAAAUUUUAUUAUUUGUAUAUCUACGUGGCUUUACCGAAAGACCCAAAGAACAUGAAUUCCUGCAGUCACGAAAGCUUGAAGUCAAGAUGCAAUGCAUGUUCGGAUGAAUGUGUGCAUUGCCUUUGAAACCGAUUGGUCAACUCUGUUUGCCUUUUGGCGUUGGUCUCUGGUCUGACACCGGUGGUGAGACGAGGCCCUGAAGAAGGCGGCUGUCUCUGCUGUGGUCAUUUAUUACCAUCAGAGCAUGUGUGUGUGCAUACUCACCACAAGCACUUGCGGUUAAUGCAGACUUGGACAUCUUAACAUCCACUGUUUUAUUGCCAUAAAGGGUUAAACAUAUUCUUAUUUUUUCAUACUUUGAUACUGGCAAAAAAGUUCAAUUUUUAACCAGAUCAUCAGCAUGCAUCCCACCAGCACCACCACCCUCAUCAGCAUCAUCAGCAUCAUCAAUGUGAGGUGACGUUUGGUCUUCACCUCCACAUGGUGUCCCAUUGCAUGGAUAUUCUAAACCGCUGUCGGCAACGUCAUCCCACGUAUCAUGAUCACGUGAUUGUGUUAAUUACUUAUUCGACGCAAUUGAUGUUGUUGCAAUUGCUUAUGUUGAUGUUGGUGUUACAAUCGCCGUUAUUGUUGUU
Messenger RNA from Lethenteron reissneri (Far Eastern brook lamprey), 3406 nucleotides. RefSeq names its product myomaker, myoblast fusion factor (gene MYMK). Lineage: Eukaryota; Metazoa; Chordata; Hyperoartia; Petromyzontiformes; Petromyzontidae. The record is from RefSeq and is a predicted model, not a curated record. Gene Ontology annotation, cellular component: membrane.